Drosophila ficusphila is the source of this 1186-nucleotide messenger RNA. RefSeq names its product pyrroline-5-carboxylate reductase 3 (gene P5cr). Bases 252 to 1094 code for a protein of 280 amino acids. Gene Ontology annotation, biological process: L-proline biosynthetic process. Gene Ontology annotation, molecular function: pyrroline-5-carboxylate reductase activity. Lineage: Eukaryota; Metazoa; Arthropoda; Insecta; Diptera; Drosophilidae. The record is from RefSeq and is a predicted model, not a curated record. The transcript is spliced from 2 exons.
AUUUCUGAACUUAAGAAAAAAACAUAUCCCCUAUUGCACAGCAAAAUCACUGUUUUCUUGCUACACCCCUGCAACCGGCAGCUGUUAUUGAUUAGAGGAGCGAUAAAAAUCCAGCCACCGCGAUUAUUGACAAUAGGACAACCUCGAGGGGCUUUAAAGUUAUCUAACAUCAAUCAAACGUUUCUCAAUUAUCUAGAGUGCCUGUAAAUAGCUGGCAAAGGCAUCCAAGCAACUCAAACGAUUUGUAAAAUAUGGCCAAGUUAGACGAACGGAUCGGCUUCAUUGGAGGCGGAAACAUGGCCUUUGCCAUUGGAUCCGGACUCGUACGUUGCGGUAUCGUGAAGGCAAGCCAGGUGCUGGUCUCCGGCCCGCACAUCGAGAACCUGCAGCGCUGGCGGGACUUGGGAGCCGUGACGAGCGACGACAACUGUGAGGUCCUGGAGCACACGGAUGUAGUCUUCAUCUGCGUUAAGCCGCACAUGCUCGCCACCUGCGCAGCCGGUCUCAAGUACAAGCAUGUGCCGUCGGCCAAAGACGCCAGCAAGCUGAUUGUGUCCGUACUGGCAGGUACCAGUAUUCAAACUUUGGAGGAUGCCCUUAGUUUUAUGGGCAGCUCCGAUGUAAAGAUAAUCCGGACCAUGCCCAACACAUCCAUGCAGGUGGGCGAGGGAUGUACAGUGUAUACUGGCAAUGCUCGCGUCAGCCAUCACGACCUAGAAAAGAUCCAUCUGAUGCUCAAUGCUCUGGGUUUGGCCCAGCAAGUACCUGAGACCAUGAUCGAUGCCGUCACCGGGGUAGCAGGAUGCGGCCCGGCCUUUGUAUACACCAUCAUCGAGGCACUGGCAGAUGGUGGAGUUAAGCAGGGUGUUCCCCGCCAAAUGGCUUUGCAGUUUGCAGCUCAAACACUGCUGGGAGCGGCAAAAACAGUCCUCCUUACAGGCAAACAUCCGGCAGUCCUUCGGGACGAGGUUUGCUCACCCGGCGGGUCGACCAUUGUCGGCGUCCACGAAUUGGAAAAAGGAAACCUUAGGGCAACUUUAAUAAACGCCGUGGAGAAAUCCUCGCAGCGCUCCGCUGAACUGGGAAAGAAAUGAGCCUGCAGCUACUCCAUAACCUUCUUUGCUCUCUAUACUUAAAGUAAAACGCUUGGUAUUCAUAUUACAAUUACAACUACGAUAAAGCUUGA